Molecule: messenger RNA, 429 nt
Organism: Cylicostephanus goldi
Lineage: Eukaryota; Metazoa; Nematoda; Chromadorea; Rhabditida; Strongylidae
Source: the annotation of a GenBank genome assembly
AUUGGACAAGAGAGGGAGCUCGUUUUAGCUGCUAACAGAUUAACUGAUGAUCUCAAGAAGAAAUUGGAAUUAACAUCUUCCGCCCUUGUUGAGCGUCAAAAUGAAGUCACGGCUCUAAAUCGGGAGAAAGCUUCACUCACUGAUUCUCUAAACAAAGCCAGUUCUGAGCUGACUGCUCUUCAACAGCUGCAUGCUACCGAAGUAAAAAGGCUCAAUGCUGAUGUUAUACUUCGCAACGACACUAUCGAUAAGUUAUCGCGUGAGGCGGAAGCGAUGCAGGCAAAAUUACAAGCCAAAGAACAGGAGUGCGAAAACUACAUGAAAGAGCUGGAUUCCGUACGAUGUCAUGAUCAAAAAACGCAAGCUGACUUGGAACGAAUGCGUAAGCUGAGGGACGAAAUGCGGAAGCUUACAGAGGGAUUUGACUGA